Cheilinus undulatus (humphead wrasse) is the source of this 2481-nucleotide messenger RNA. RefSeq names its product perforin-1-like. The transcript has 5 exons. Lineage: Eukaryota; Metazoa; Chordata; Actinopteri; Labriformes; Labridae. Gene Ontology annotation, biological process: leukocyte mediated cytotoxicity. Gene Ontology annotation, molecular function: pore-forming activity; calcium ion binding. The record is from RefSeq and is a predicted model, not a curated record. Bases 156 to 1904 code for a protein of 582 amino acids.
UUUAAGACCACCGCCACCUCACCACCUCCUGCCCCGCUUUUCAGACCAUAUAACACAAACCACUCAUGUUAACAGUCAGUUCCGCAAAUGUUGAGUGAACAGGCAAGAUAAAGGGUAAACCAUCAGCUCCCUUACACCACCAAACUUACAGCAGCAUGUCUUUGCUGAGCAUCUUUGCCAUCCUCCUGCUGUCCCUCCCUCAGUUAACACAUCAAUCGUGCAUGAAGGGAACACCUAAACAGUGCCUGGAGGCAGAAUUUGCUCCAGGUAUAAAUUUGGCUGGUGAAGGCUUCGACAUCACCACCAUGGCACGCAAAGGGGCCUUUGUGAUCGACAUGAAUCUGUGGAAACACAAAGACAAGACCUGCACCCUGUGUCAGAACAACUUUAUGGAGGACAAACUGCAAAAGCUGCCCUUGUCAGUGGUUGACUGGAGAGCAAUGCAGUCCUGCAACAGCAAAGUGGUCAGUAAACUUCACAAAUCCAGCGAGUCUCUGGUCAGUAGUAGCACUUCGUCUGUUGAAAACAACUGGCAGACCAAUUUGGAUGUUGAUGUGGGUCAAAAAGGUGCUACAGUGAUGCUUGCUGGUACCAACUCAAAACUGGCCGAAUACUCCAUGGAAAAAACAAAGAAUGACAAGUUCAGCUUCUCUAGCCAGAGUAUGGCCUGUGAGUACUACAGCUACAGAGUGUCCGGUACUCCUAAGCUGCACAGAGAGUUUCGCAAAGCAGUGAAGGCUCUACCAAAAGUCUACAGUCCUCAAUACAAGCAACGAUUCUACAAACUGAUAGACAACUUUGGCACCCAUUAUAUCACUAAGGUGAAACUGGGAGGGAGUGUUCAAACUGUGACAAGCAUAAGCCAGUGCAAGGCCAGCCUCCAGGGCCUCAGUGUGGAGGAGGUGCAGAUGUGCCUGGAAGCUGAGGCAGCUGUUAGCAUCAAAGCAACCAUCAGUACUCAAUCAAAACAUUGCCAGGGUGAUAUUAGCAAGAUGGAAAAUCAGAAAUCAUUUUCCAGCCUCUACAAUGACAGGUUCACAGACAUAAAAGGUGGCCACACAACAGAGCCAGAUCUUCUCUUUUCUGCUGACAAAGAUCCAUCUGCCUACAAAGAAUGGCUGACUACAAUUCCACAGAAUCCAGACAUAAUUUCAUACUCCCUCGAUUCACUCCAUGAGUUACUGCCCACUGACACCCCUGCCCGGAAGAACCUGCGCUCUGCCAUAAGCCAUUACAUCCUUGAGAAAGGCUUGUUGAAGAAUUGCAGUGGUCGCUGUCAGGUGGGCAUCAAGAGUGACCCGAGGGACUCCUGUGUCUGCCAAUGUCACAAUGAUCCAGCUGUAAACCAAGACUGCUGCCCAACCCGGAAAGGAAUGGCGCGAGUGAUCAUAACCGUCCAACGGGCCUCCGGCCUUUGGGGCGACCACACCACGGCGACAGAUGGCUAUGUUAAGGUUUCUUUAAAUGGGCAAAUGGUUCAGCGUUCUCCUAUCAUUCAGAACAACAACAACCCACACUGGGGAAUGGUUGUCGACCUUGGCACCCAGGAUUUGUCAGGGGGCAGUAAAGUGAGAUUUGAAGUGUGGGAUGAGGACAGUAAAUGGGACGAUGAUCUGUUGGGCAAUUGUGAGCGUGCUCUGUCCGCCGGAGUCAAGGAAGAUCUCUGCGUCUUGCAGCAUGGUCGGCUCUUCUUCAAAUGGGAGGUCAAAUGUGCUCCGAGUUUGAGUGGUGAUUUGUGCACGGACUACAAACCUACCCCUAUGGAUCCAAGUCUGCAGAAGUUGUAUGUGUCUCGCCAUGCUCAUCCUAUUCCAAAGGCCAUGCUGUUAGAGAUGGGUGUGUUCAUGGACCAAAUUAGCUCUCAGACAAACCAGAGUCUGGGUGCAAAGGUUGAUGUGAUAUAAAGCCUCUAUGAUGCUGACCCAGUCUUGGCAUGUGUAUGUGUAAAAAUAAUUAUCUGUCCAUCAUUAUUACUGAUUAUUACUACUGAGCAAUGAAAAUGCUGGACUUCAUCGAUUCUGUUUUGAAAAUGAGUGUUGGGAAAAAAUGACAGCUGUCAACACAGGUCCUCAGUACCUAUAUACCAUUAGCACCUUUAACAGUUUCUAUACACUGUAAUUCUUUGUUUGGGCAAACAUUUAAAUGACCUAAAUGAGCUCUAAUAUUUAAAACAUGUAUAUUUGAUGUUUGAAUGUAAAGCAGUGGCAGAGCAUCUUGUAUCUACGCAUUACUCAAAGCAUACUCAAUUUAUACUGUGUAGGUUUUCAGCUGUAAUGUUCAUGUUAUGAACUUUUUAUUCCACAUUUUAAAGUUCAUUUUUGUGCACGCACAGAAAGAUUUUAUGUUUCUGAUUUUUUAUGUUGUGCAGUCACCUAAUUACAUUUUAUUAUAAAACAUUUGUGUACCCAUCUCGUCGUAUUCAUUUUCUCUGACAAUGUUGCUAUCCUGUUGCAUUUUAGUAAUUGUCUAUGUAAAUAAAAA